Molecule: messenger RNA, 880 nt
Organism: Drosophila ananassae
Lineage: Eukaryota; Metazoa; Arthropoda; Insecta; Diptera; Drosophilidae
Exons: 2
Coding region: 115-738 (207 amino acids)
Source: RefSeq, a predicted model, not a curated record
UCAUAUAGUUCAUUCGAUAUAGAGUCUCAGCACAGAACAGAACAAACAUAGCCAGAAAAUAGGAAUAAUAUAUAUAUUUUUCUCAAAUAAUAAUAUUAUUUUAAGCAUUUAAAAAUGGAAGAUUUUUUCAAAAGAAUAGCCAACAAGGAUUUUUUACCAGCAUUUGUUAGUUCUUUUACGUCAAUGAUUCCCAAGGAGAAGGUCGAACCGACCUUACCAGUCGAAGUUCCUGUGGAGUUUGUUCCUCGUAGAAGCGAUAGAAUUAAAAAUAGAAUGGAACUUGAAAGGAUCAGGAGCGAGGAGGAGCUCUUGGAGAAAUCGAAACAGGAAGAGCUUAUUUUAGAGAAUUCCAAAGAGAAGAGCCCCAAGGCUAAGAGAGGGCAUAGACGCUCCGCUUCCAACACAACACUAGACGACGAGGAGUACUGUUCCUGCUGCGGCGUUGACAUGAGCAUGACCUGCCCCACCUGCGGAUCGAAAGUGAAUCUGCCGCCUCCGGAGCCGGUCCUGAAUAUAGAUUGUGUGGAAAUGAACGGCCGGCUCUACCGUCUGAAGGAGGCAGAAACCACAACCGAAAUGCAGGUGGCCAGUGCCGUCAAAAAUCAACGCAAUGCCGAGAAUCGUCAACGCGCUCGCCGUAACUUGGGAGUCUCGUCCUCGAAGCCCCAACAGCUGGGCCAGGCCAAGAAGAGGGCCGCCAAGAGAGCCGCAGCAGGAGCAGGAACCCGUCGUCCCUAAUCAGAGUUAAGCUUUAAAAUGGCAAUGUUACAUUUCAAAAUUUGAUGGUGAUCUCCCAGGUUAGAUCUCUCCACAUUUUAUUCAGUUAGUAGUUGGCAUAAAAAACAAAAUCAAACAAAAACGACAAAAUUAACAAUAAAAA